This is a messenger RNA of Cryptomeria japonica (Japanese cedar), 1718 nucleotides long. Its product is annotated as protein UNUSUAL FLORAL ORGANS. Lineage: Eukaryota; Viridiplantae; Streptophyta; Pinopsida; Cupressales; Cupressaceae. Gene Ontology annotation, molecular function: protein binding. Bases 273 to 1415 code for a protein of 380 amino acids. The record is from RefSeq and is a predicted model, not a curated record. The transcript has a single exon.
AUUCCGACAACAGCCGAGAGCAACGUCUUCUCAGUCUGUUCAAUGUUACACACUGCCCACUCUGCACUACUGCCUUUUGUUGCAUUGUUACUUCUCUUCACUCAGUCCUUCACCCACUCCUAACGUACACUCGCCUGCUUUGCUCGCCGUGCAACACUUAUUUCCUCUUGCGCUGCCUUUAUUUAUUAUCUUCAUCCGCGAUACAGAGGCGAGGCGAACUGACUCUCUCUUCCAUUCUGUCUCAUGAAGAAGGCAUAGUGGGAUUAAUCGGAAUGGAAUUGGUAAGCUAUGGGCCCGGAUCGAGCAGCAGCAGCAGCGGGGGCAGCAGCAGUGGAACGUGGAUGGACCCACGGCUGUGGAGCAUGCUGCCGCAGAAGCUGAUAGAGCGUAUUCUGGCGUGCUUGCCCCCUCCCAGCUUCUUUAGGAUGCGGGCGGUGUGCCGCCACUGGUAUCGUCUCAUGUUUUCCGACAGCUUUCUUGAAGUGUGCGCGGAGGCGUCGCCGGCGAGGCCCUGGUUUCUCCUCUUCAAGCGGGGUCUGUGGACGGAGGGUUACCUUUACGACCCCUUGGCCCACUCCUGGUUCAGAUCGCGCCUCUCAUCUCUGCCCUCCGUCUUCUCCGUGGUGGCCUCGGCGGGGGGGCUGCUGUGCUGUCUGUCGGAGAACACGGGGUGCAAGACGGUGCUUGUGUGCAAUCCCUUGACCAAGGAGUGCCUGCAAUUGCCCUGCACUCUCAAAGAGCGCUUCGUUCCCUCCGUCGGCCUCGUGCUGGAUAAGCACACCAAGACAUACAAGGUCAUCGUUGCCGGCGACGACAUGAUCUCACCCUUCGCCGUGAAAAACCUCACCACAGAAAUGUACGACUCGGCCUGCCAGUACUGGAGAAUCGCCGGGCCGCUCCCGCGGCUGUGCAAUCUGGAGUCCGGGAAGAUGACCCACGCUGGGGGGGUGCUGUACUGCAUGAACUACAGUCCCUUCAGCGUGCUCGCCUACGACAUAAGCGAAGGGGUUUGGAGCAAAAUCCAGGCGCCCAUGCGGCGCUUUCUGAGGAGCCCCAACCUGGUGGAGUGCCGGGGGCGGCUGGUGAUGGUGGCCGCCGUGCAGAAGAGCAAGCUGAACGUGCCCAAGAGCAUCCGAAUCUGGGGUCUCCAGGAUUCCAGAAAUGCUUGGGUGGAGGUGGAGCGCAUGCCCCAGUCCUUGUACGACGACUUCAUCAAGAUGUGCGACGAUGAGGCCUUCGCCUGCGUCGGACACGCCAACAACAUCCUCAUCACCUGCUCCAGCACUUCCCACUGCCUCCUCUACGACAUGUAUCACAAGCUCUGGACCUGGCUCCCCCGCUGCCCCUUCGUUCACGCCUCUCAGCCACUCCAAGGUUUUGCCUUUGAUCCCCGUCUCGAGACUUCUGUCUGCUGAAUCCUUCAGUAUUUCUGCUCUUUUUUUAUCAUAUCAGCCUACUUUUUGUUGCAGAAUUCUCGAUUUUAAAACUCUUCCCACUACGUACGAUCUUCCCUGCAAAUUUUACUAGGCCAAGCGAAUACAUAUAUCUGUUUUCAAUUCUAUACUGCAUUUUUGAAUUUGUUUUUCCUCUAUUCCCUGGAGAUCUGAGAUGGAUAAUUUGUGGUGUAAUUGAUGUGCAAAUGCUAAUGUUUAUUACAAUGAGUUAUAGUACUUCUAUUUUUAUGUAAUCAUUUGUGCAGGCAUGUCACUUUCGUCGUC